AUGACUAUGCAUGAUGAAACCGUGGAUGACUUCCAUGGUAGAAUUUUAAAAAUUACAGGUCAAUGUCACAGUCUAGGUGCACCUUUUGAUGAAGAUAAGGUUGUGAAGAAAAUUCUUAGGGCCUUGCCCGAGAAGUUUCAUUCUAAGGUCACCAGUAUUGAGGAUUCAUUUAAUAUUGAUGACUAUCCACUGGAUGAACUCAUUGGAAAUCUCAAAACAUAUGAACUAAGGCUAAAACCUGAAAAGAAACCCAAAGGUGUAGCCUUCAAGGCUGUAAAAGUGACAGAAGAGGAAGAUGAACCACUUGAUCUGGCUCUUCUGACUAAAGAAUUCAAAAAAUUCCUUAGAAAUAAAUCCUCUUCUCGAAAUUUCAAUGCUCCCAGGAAAAACUUUGUUAGUAGUGGUAGCAGUGAGAACAAUGCUAAAAGUGGGAAAGGAAAUUUUAAAGGAAAUAAUUAUGGAAAAAUGAAAUGCUAUGAAUGUGGUGGCUAUGGCCAUAUUUCUACUGAUUGUGGUAACAGGAAGCAUGGAAAUAGCAAUAACAAAUAUCUUCUCUCGACAUGGAGUGAUGAUGAAACUCAAGAGGUUGAAAAUGUAGCCUUCGAGUCAUCUCUCUCACUUGAAUCUGAAAGUGAUGAAGGCCUGGAAGAAGAAGUCGAGACACUGAAGGCUGAGAAAGAGAAGCUGGAGCUUAUGUGGAGAACUUCUCAAAUCACAUGGGAACAAGAAAAAACCAAGCGUGCAGAUGAACUACGCGGCUCACAAAGCGAUAAAAAUUCUCAGACUUUGAAAAAUGAAUGUACUGAGCUCAAGAACAAAGUCAAGAUGCUUGAACUUGAGGUGAAAGGACAACAGGCUUUAAACUUAAAUUUGUUAACUGAAAAUGAAUUAUUGCAGGAAGAACUGAAGUCCACUCAAGAGAAGUUCACAAAGUUUGAGAUAAGUUCUGGAACUGCAUCAAAGUUAUUUAGUGCAGGAAAAGCCCAUCAUGAUACAUUCAGACUUAGAUAUUCUGGAGAAAGUUCAAAAAAUACACGCUUUGUAAGAGAAAUGAAUCCAUCAGUGCAGAAAGGUGUUCAAAUCACAAAGGUCGUCAAGGACACUAUCACAAGACCCAGGACGAACGUUGACAAGGAACCCAAAUCUCCUCAGAAUAUCACUCAGGUAAGGAUGGACCAAGGUACUCCAACUGGUCAGAACAGGUACUCAACUUUUAAGUCUUUUAUUCCUACAUGUCACUACUGUGGUAAAUUGGGACAUAUUAGACCCAGGUGUAAUGAGAGACUUAGAUUGCCCUCAUCUGGAGAAGAAAAGCUAUCUGCAGAGUCAUUGCAUUGUGAACUUAAAGAACAAAAAGUCCUUAUUAAUAAACUGACCGACUUGAUUACUAAGGCAAACAUGCAAUUUGUAAAUAAGCCUGUCUGGAUUAGAAAGGAUUUGAAUAAUUGCUUCCCUAAUCACAUUGAUUCUUUUGACUCCAUUAAUGCAAACUGUCUCAUGGCAUGUGUAAGUACAGAUACUUACUCAUCACAUAUUGAAGCAACUUGCCUGGUAGCACUUACUGCCUUGGCAGACAAGCUAAAGGAUUUCUGGUAUGUCGACAGUGGCUGCUCCAGACACAUGACUAGGGAUAAGGCUUGGUUCUCAUCAUUUCAGGAUGAAUGCACUACUGGCUCAGUCACUUUCGGUGAUGGGAGGAAAGCUAAAAUUAUGGCACAAGGAACUGUCAAUACACCUGGAAUUCCUAAUCUCAAAAAUGUCUUGUAUGUUGAAGGGUUAACUGCUAAUCUAAUAAGUGUCAGUCACUUGGCUGAUGAUUAUGAAGAUGUUUGGUUCAACAAGCAAAGAUGUGUGGUACUCGAUAAAAAGGGUGAAAAUAUUAUGGGAGAUAAGAGAUCAUUAGAUAAUUGUUAUCACAUUCAAGCUAAUGAAUCUCUGAAUGUACAGGCUUGCCUCUCUAUGAGAUCGGCUGAAGAGACUUUUGAAUUAUGGCACAGAAGAUUGGGACAUGUGAACUAUCAGGAUAUGCUCAAGCUAUCCACCAAACAAUGUGUCAGGGGUCUACCAACUCUAAGUGGUAAGACUGACAAGAUAUGUGGAGGAUGCAAAACUGGAAAGCAAACCAAGUCUCCUCAUAAGGCAAUAAACUCUGCAACAACCACAAGAGUGCUGGAACUGCUACAUAUGGAUCUUAUGGGACUAGCUCAAAUAGAGAGCAUUGGAGGUAAGAAAUACAUGCUUGUGAUAGUUGAUGACUUCUCCAGGUAUACUUGGGUUAAUUUUCUAAAAGACAAAGCUGAAACUUUUGAAUCUUUUAAAGGAUUAAGCCAGAGAAUGAUAAUUGAAAAACAGUCCUCAAAUAUGUGCUUGGUAAGAGUAAGGUCUGAUAAUGGCACUGAAUUCAAAAAUGCUGCCUUUGCUAACUAUUUCCAUGAGUUAGGUGUUUCUCAUGAAUUUUCAGCUCCCAUUACUCCGCAGCAAAAUGGAAUAGUUGAGAGCAAAAAUAGAGUGCUACUAGACAUGGCAAGGGUAAUGUUGCAUUCUGCUGGUCUAAGCUCAAACUUCUGGGCUGAGGCAAUUAGCACUGCGUGUUACACCAUCAAUAGAGUCUUCUUGAGACCUGGAACUGAACAAACAGCUUAUGAGUUGUGGAAGGGUAAGAAACCAAACAUAAGUUACUUUCGUGUGUUUGGAAGCCCUUGCUAUAUCUUGAGAGAUCGAGAACAACUUGGCAAAUUUGAUGCACGAAGUGAUGAUGAUAUUUUCCUUGGAUACUCUAUUAAUAGUCGAGCAUAUAGAGUUUAUAACAAACGAACUAGGAUUGUUAUGGAAUCUAUUAAUGUGUCUAUUGAUGAUCAUUACAUUAGACAGGAGGAAGUUUUUGUAGAUACAUCAUCUCCUCCCAGUUCAGAAUCAGAAGACACAUCAGCUACUAAUGAAAAGGAAGAGAAUGUUGAUAGCAUCUUUGAGCUAGCUCCUCAAAUGAGAAGGGGGUUCAAGCAAGUCCAAAAGGAUCACACCAGUCAAGAUGUCAUUGGAAAAAUUUCAGAUGGCCUCAAAACUAGAAGCCAAGCUGCUUCACAGUGUGGGUUUGUUUCUCUAAUUGAACCAAAAAAUGUCAAGGAUGCCCUAGUGGAUGAUGACUGGAUUAGUGCUAUGCAGGAAGAAUUGAAUUAA
This is a messenger RNA of Rosa rugosa (rugosa rose), 3177 nucleotides long. RefSeq lists its product as uncharacterized. Gene Ontology annotation, molecular function: zinc ion binding; nucleic acid binding. The transcript has 3 exons. The record is from RefSeq and is a predicted model, not a curated record. Lineage: Eukaryota; Viridiplantae; Streptophyta; Magnoliopsida; Rosales; Rosaceae. Gene Ontology annotation, biological process: DNA integration. The coding region runs from base 1 to 3177 and encodes 1058 amino acids.